Molecule: messenger RNA, 1627 nt
Organism: Theobroma cacao (cacao)
Lineage: Eukaryota; Viridiplantae; Streptophyta; Magnoliopsida; Malvales; Malvaceae
Product: geraniol 8-hydroxylase-like
Molecular function (GO): oxidoreductase activity, acting on paired donors, with incorporation or reduction of molecular oxygen; monooxygenase activity; heme binding
Source: RefSeq, a predicted model, not a curated record
AUGGAAUUAUACAUUAUCCUUCUCUGUAUCUCCAUCGUCUUCCUACUUUUCAAGCCCUUGUUCCACCGCUCCAAGACUUUGAACCUCCCUCCAGGUCCCACCGGCCUCCCCAUUAUCGGCUCCAUCCAUCGCCUAGGCGCUCACCCAAACCAAUCCCUCUCCGAGCUUGCCGAAAUCCAUGGGCCCAUCAUGAGUCUUCGCCUAGGCUCUGUCACAGUUGUAGUACUCUCCUCCCCUGACAUGGCCAAAAAAAUUCUCCAAACUCAUGCCCAAUCCUUCUCCGAUCGCCCGAUUCCUGAUGCUAUUGCUUCCAUGCCCAACCUUGAAGCUUCCUUGGUAUGGGGUCCUAGUGAUGACAAUAGGUGGCGCAAACUCCGCGGAAUGUGUAGCACCCAGUUGUUCAGUGCACAAAAGCUUAACUCUCUGCAACACCUACGCUACCAGAAAGUUGAGCAACUUAUUGAACAUAUCAGGAAACAUUGUCUUUCUGGUUCCCAAGUUAAUAUAGGUCAAGUUGUUUUUGCUACCACACUGAACUUGAUUUUCAGUACAAUGUUUUCGAUGGAUAUUGUUGAUCCGGAAUUUAGUACAGCUGAAGAAUUUAAAGAGCUGGUGUGGAAGAUAGUGGAGAGCGCGGGGAAACCGAAUUUAUCAGAUUAUUUUCCUGUCUUGAAGAGGUUUGAUUUGCAGGGAGUGAGGAAGAAUGCAAGGCUGCCUUAUGACAGGAUGCAUGAGAUAUUUGACGAGAUGAUUGGUAAAAGAAUGGAGGCUAGAGCAUCGGAUCCAGCCACCAGGAAUGGUGAUUUCUUGGAUGUGCUUCUAGAUCAAUGGGAAGAGAAUGGAUCUGUUAUCAAUCGUGAAACAAUCAAGCCUUUGAUCCAGAACUUGUUCAUUGCUGGAAGUGAGACAUCUGCAACAACCACAGAAUGGGCAAUGGCGGAGCUUCUUCGAAACCCAGAGGUGAUGCAAAAGGCAAGGGAGGAACUCAUGAACGUUAUUGGCUCGGAAAGAACAGUGAAAGAAUCAGACAUGGAUGAACUCCCAUAUCUUCAAGCUGUUGUAAAAGAAACCCUGCGGCUCCACCCAGCAGCCCCUCUUCUCUUACCAUAUAAAGCAAGAAAUGAUGUAGAAAUCUGUGGUUACACCAUACCAAAGGGCACUCAUGCUUUGGUGAAUAUAUGGGCCAUAAAUCGAGACCCAAAAUAUUGGGAUCACCCACUUACAUUUUGCCCAGACAGGUUCAUUGGCUCCAAAAUAGAUUAUAAAGAUGGAAGCUAUGAGUUUAUACCGUUUGGAGCAGGGAGAAGGUUAUGUCUAGGAUUGCCACUUGCGACUCGGAUGGUGCACUUGAUGUUAGCUUCCAUGAUCCUUUCCUUUGAUUGGAAACUUCCUCAAGGAAUCAAUCCACAAGAGUUGGACAUGCAAGAGAAAUUCGGUAUGACUUUGAAGAAAGCUGUACCUCUUUAUGCUAUCCCUGUAAUGAGAUAAAUAUGAAUAAUCAUUAACGUAUUGGUGGAGCUUGUUCAUCAACACUAGCAUGAUUGUCUGCUAUUUCUAUUUAGUUUUAGUCAUCUGCUUUGAGGCAGUUUUCAUGUUUCUCAGUGCAAUUCAGACCAUUUCAAUUUGA